Hydatigera taeniaeformis is the source of this 1761-nucleotide messenger RNA. NCBI's taxonomy places the organism in Eukaryota, Metazoa, Platyhelminthes, Cestoda, Cyclophyllidea, Taeniidae. The record is from the annotation of a GenBank genome assembly.
AUGGGAAGUAUGCUUCGAUUUAAGUACCUUCUCCCGCUCGUUUCUCUACUUCUGGUGACACUGUAUAUAUACUUUUUUCUGGCUGUUCAAAAUAAGCCGAAUAAUUGCGGACCUUUCUUGCUUCCAAGCUCUGGAUUGACAGAUUCUUCGACUCACCGCCGAAAUUUAAAUCUGUCGUACGUCAUAGACUCAUAUAUAGUAAUCCUUGGACCUGCUUAUUAUUAUGAUAUCGCGCGUUUAUAUGCUAUUACAUCUUUGCUCGGUCCCAGCCAUCACAUUCUCCAACGACGGGCGAUUCGACUGACGCGUGAGUCGCGCUAUCUGGUACAGUCACGACUUCGGCAGUGGCGUGAGAAGACACCUCCUGUGGAUACGUUCGUCAAGCAGGUGGAUGAGCUUCUUUCUGUUUUCUCUGGCCUUACUGAUUUGUUGGAGGUGAAUGUGGAUGGCCUGGCACGCGUCGAGGGUGCUGCAAACGCUCAACGAAUUGCUCUCCAACGGCUAUCCGACGCGUUCAAUGCCAAACUUCAUGAACUACAAAAUCCUUUAGAUUGUAGCGAAGCGAAGCAUUUGGUUGUUGAUAUCAAUAAAGCGUGUGGAUUUGGCUGCCAAUUACACCAUGCAGCGCACUGCUUUCGGCUCGCCAUAGCAUCUGGUCGAGUUCUGCAUUUGAUCAACGGCACAUAUUCUUACUCUAAGAGUGGUUACUCUUCUGUCUUUAAAUCUCCCACCUCGUGCUCUCUCCCUGAGGCUGUCACCAAAGCGCACACAAUUACGUGGGGCUCUCCUGGUUAUGGGGAUGCAACUUACGUCUACUGUCCCAUCGUGGAACAUAUGCACGAGAUUCCUAGGUAUGCCCACCCAGCAGUUCCCAAAUCAAUCGCUGAUGCGUUGGCCCACCUCCAUGGUGCCCCACCCGUAUGGGUCUCGGGUCACCUUCUGGCCUACCUCAUGCGUCUUCGCACCGGUGAGAUUUCUGAAUCCGUUGAAAGACUCAUCCAAAGCAUAAGAGGUACACCCGACUACGCCCCUAUCGUAGGGGUCCACAUAAGACGGACAGACAAGAUCAAAACGGAAGCCGCAUUUCAUAAACUGGAGGAGUACAUGUACUACGUGGAUCAAUACUUUGAUAAGCUCGAUGCAGAGCGUAUGAUGCGAGCCAGGACGGAGGAAUGGUACGGCGACGACACCCCUCCACUGCCCUCACGUAUCACAAGGCGUGUCUUCAUCGCAACCGACGACGCGGAGGUGCUAUCCGAAGCCCGGCGCCGAUACUCCUCUAUGCUGUCCUCCGAUGGAGAGCCGCGCUACCAAUUUAUCGGAGACAUCCAGCGCGCCCAAUCCGCGUCGUUGUCCACCCGGUACACGCAUGACUCUCUACUCGCUGUAGUAGCAGAUGUUUUCGCGCUCUCUUACACGGACUACAUCGUCUGUACAUUUUCAUCUCAGAUCUGUCGGCUUGCCUAUGAAUUGAUGCAGACGCAUUCUGCCCAACUUGGCGACGCAUCCAUGCGCGUCCAAUCUCUGGACGACACCUACUACUAUGGCGGUCAACAGCCCUGGAGUCAAGUAAUCAUAGUCGACGACAAAGACACAGGAAUGACGGCCGGCGAAACGUUGGACUAUCUGGGCAACCACUGGAACGGAUAUGCCAGGAUAAGUCUUCCAAAAAAUAAGGAAGAAGUCAUACGUCCCGCCUACAAGUUUGAGAACCGCCUAAUGGAAGUAGACUUUCCCGGACUUAACGCUUCAUUCCAUUAG